AUGGUGGACAGCAUCCAUGAGGAGUUACUUCCACGCCCAAUACAAGAGGAAGGUCAACAGAAAACGGCUGAGAAAUUGAAAAUGCUGGCAGAAUUUCUGCAGAAAAAUCGGGAUGUGUUAACAAACCUUCUCCAGACACAGGGACGUGGAAAUGCGGAGAGAAGAAAACUUCAUCUUAUCACCAGUGCCUUAGCAGCUGUGGCAUGCGGAAGCUGGUCUUGGAUCAGGUUUUGGAUCUUUUUUCUGUGGGCAGCCUUCACUGAUGGACUCAAGACUAUGAAAGAAAUACCGAAAGAAAGCCGCGCGCAGUUAGACAAGAUGAAAAAGUAUCUGGGGGAAGUAAAGUGGAACCUCGAGAAGGUGCUUUAUGACACGACAAAAAUGCAAGAGAAGGUAUUGCUGGUAUUUUUUGUUUUUCUGUUUUACUUGUAAAAACAUUAUGGAAAAAAAUAGCUAACGAAUUUUUGUGUGUAAUCAAAUGUGUGGACAAGUGAAAUUAGGGAAUACUUUCAUAUAAGAAUUUGGACAGAACACAAGUUAAAUUAUUCCUCCAGUUUCACUAGUACAAUUGUAUACCGUUUGAUUAAAGUUUAAAUACUAUGGUCAAAAAAUGUAUACGCUCACAAAACGGGGGAUUUUGGCACCGUAGAAAAAACACGAUUAUAACAAUAUCGCUAUUUCACGUGUAAAUUUAUAAAUUAAGGCUGAAACUUCGCGCCAAAAUUAAGGAGUGAUUUGUUGCCCAUGAUAUUAUUUAUACAUUUAUUCAUUUAUUAGUCAAUUGAUUAAUUUGAACACCUGGUAGAAUAAAGUCCUUAUCGUAGCUGAGGUUAUCAUUGCGACAAGCGUUAAGUUAUUUUACGAAUAAGAAUCAUUAAAUGAAAGCACAUACCAGUACGAUAUUGAAUAGAAUUUUACUGCAAAAUAUUUAAAAAUUCAUUGUUAGGCUUUAUUGUACUAGAUUUAAGCAAUCCUAGCGGAUAUAUAAAAUAAAAGCACUUCUACGACUCCAAACCGUCCCCACGAAUGAGCGUGAAAGGAAACCAUAACUUGGAGCGAGCUACUUCAAUGGGGAAGGGGAUGGCCUUUGUCAAGGGCUUUUUGACGGACCCGUUUAUUUUAAAAUGCAUUUUAGAGCACUUUUUCACGCGAAAAUGAAAGCUCCGUUCCUUCUAUUAACAUAUUAAGUAUAAGAUAGAAAAACGGAAACCUAAACGUCCUUAAAAGGUCAAAAACUCCAUUUUAACGUCUGAAGCUGGGUUUUGUUGAAUGGUUUGUGGGACUUUUUAGAGCCAAGAUCGUUCUAAAAAUAAACUAAUUGGAGAAAGUGCCUUGAGACGAGUACAGGGAAGUUGCUCUCUCGAGAUAAUGGGUUCCUGGUGUUAACAUUAUUAUGGCCACAGCCUCAACAAAAACAACAACUACUUUAUUAACAUUUCUCUUAUCUUUUUUAGUUACAUUGUAUAAAUAUUCUUUAAAAUACAUAUCUGUUUUUUUGUUUUGGAAAAAUUUAAGGUAACAAAAAAUAUAGGUAUAAAAGAAGGAGGUACCUAGAGCCUUAAUGAACCGCGAGGUUUUCGAGCUAGUCUCUAGACAUAUAAAUAUGUUUUUUUUAUGUAGUUAGACUCACAAACAAAAACACACAGGCAACAGAAUAAAAUAAAUAAAUAAGGAACCAUAAGCAAAGACCAGUAAAGGCAAAGUAAAAGAGGGAAAAAAAGAAAAAAGAAAAGAAAGGAAAUGCAAGUGCACAGCACAGCGUAAAGCAGAAGCAUAGAGCAUAUAUUAACGCGCGAAUAAACGAAGAAGAGGUAGCUAAUUUGUGUUAGAUGUCAGAAGAAGCAUACUUAAUUAACAAGUGUUGUUGAAAAGAGCAGCACUUACAAUAGGGGUUUGAAGUCAAAGGGUUGUUCCUUCCAGAGGUCUACUUCGAUGCAGAUAUCGUUUGUUUCCCAGUAUUUGUUCUAAAGCAGGUCAUAUUGAUAUAGAUUGUCUUUUGAAGCAUAUCUAGCGUUAAAGGAGUGGAUGUUUCUGAUGUAUUGAAAGCAACUGUGAAAGAUUGAUGGGAGCUCUUGUUUGUGCCAUUUAUGGGAAAAUUUUAAUGUUUGAAGUUCGCAAAUAUGUUCAACAGUUAGAAUGUCCCGAUCGAAAGAUUUAUUAAUGGCCAAGGGGCUUUCUGUAUGUUUCCCGUACAAAGUGGAAAAAAUAGUAUCCUUGCAAUGUGGUUUUGUUUGACCUUGAGAAUUAUACUGGACUUGUAGGCACUGCCCCAAACAAUGAUAGCAUAGCCGUGAGAUAGGACUAGAUUAGGUUAUAGUAUUGCCCUAGUUGAAAUGGAGAGAAGUAGUGACGAAGCUUAAAGAAAAUUCUAGAAUUUCUAAAUAUACAUGAAAAAAAAAAAAAAGAAAUGUGGUACUUCCUGCUUAUUUUAUCAUCUAUCAUGACGCCAAGGUAUUUGACGUGGUCGUUCUGUUCAAGAGAAGAAAUAGCGCGUUCAUUGGUUGGCAAGAUAAUGAUUAUGAUUAGAAUCAUUUUUUAUGGGCUGACUUAAUUAACAUGAAGUUUGUUUUCUUAGGGUUUAUAGAGAGCUUAUUAACGUCGCACCAAUUCUUUACUUUUUGUGUCUUGAUUCAUGGUAGUCUUAAGUUCUUUCGGACUUUUUAGAAAUGAAGGGAAGACGCUAGUGUCGUCUGCAAAUAGCCGGAAAGAGAGUUUAUUUGAAGAACUAAUGAUAUCAUUUCAACAGCGAUCGAUACUCGCCCCUCUUUCAUUUCCAUGGAAGAACGUAACUGCUUCUACAGCUUUCUUAGAAGUCUGAAAACUUUGAAGAUCUUUGGAGUGUUAGUGGAAUCUAAAAAUUUGUUUUUACCAAGUUAGUUUUAUUGUUUCCCUGUAUGGGGAAACUUAGUUAAAUCAAACGUACAUAACAACUAUGAGCUGCAAUUAGUGCAGAAUUUCGCUGCCUAGAUCGUAAUAAAUUUGAUCAUGCUUCUGAGGGGUCGUAUUUUCUAAAAUGGCUGAAUGUUUCCGAGAAGAUUUUAUUCAAUGAUUUAGUUUCAGUUUUUAAAUGUCUAAAUUGGUCUAGCACAAGAAGGUCUGGAAACUUGAGACUUCCACGCUGCCGGUUGUCUUGUCAAGGCUUUUACUUUCGCGGGGCUAGACGCUGGAAUGACCUGCCAAAGGACCUUCAGAGCAUUAAAGGUAUCAAGCCUUUUAAGAAAAGAUUAUUUAAUUGUAUAUUUAAUGAAUAGAUUGCAUGAGCAGGAAUUUGUUUAUCUUAUUUAUUGCUUAACAGUGUAUUCUAAUGAAUAGACGAGACAGUUCAGCUUUUUAGAUUUUAGAUUUUAUUUCUGCAAAUUUCAUGUAAUUAGUUAAUUGUGUCUGAAAAGCCCUGUAAAGGGAGAUUCAAUAAGUCUGCAUCAGUCUAUGCGAAAGCAGGUCAGUCAAUCAAUCAAUCAAAAACUUUUUUUCACGUCGAAUUUCAAAAGAUAGCAUAAACCUAUGCUAAUUUCUCCGAAGGAAAAUCAAAGUAAAUAUAGAAAAUAAAUGAAUAAAAGCAUUACUAUACAAUUAUUAUGUACAAAUUUAAGAUAACGUAGACAAGAAAAAUAUUAUUACGUUGUGACUACAGUAACUAGUGAUAAUUAAAACUAAUUACGAAAGGAGUAGCAUUUAUUAUCAAACUAAUGCUCUUAAUUUUUUAUUUGAAAACAUGUAAUGACUCAGCAGUUCUAUAAGUACCUCUGGGAGCAUAUUCCAAUAUUUACUGACGGGUAACGAAAGGAGUGCAACCAUAUUUGGUUGAUUGAACUCUAGGAAUACUAAGAGAGUGUUUACCACGCAAGUUGUAAGAAGAAUUUCUCUCUAUCAGUAGCUCGUUAAUAUAACUAGGUGAAAAAUAAAUUUCAAUUUGUCCCAUCCUCUCUCCUCUUUAGAGGCUCCCGCUGGGUAUUCCAACAAAACAAAAAUGACAAAAAUAUAGAUAAGCGCGCGGUGGACGAUGGGAAGAGAGGAAAGGUCUCUCUCCCUUUCUUUUUCCCUUCCCAUCGUUCCCUGCGUUCUUAUAGAUUUUCCCUUUCUACAGCCUCUGAGGAGGCAGAGUUGAGAGUGCCCCGUCAUUUUUCCAAAUGGCAAUGAACGAAGAGGAUAAACCAUGCAGGCUCUAUUAGCCAACAGUUUAACCCUUUAAUCUUUUUUUCAAAGAUAUUUAUCAGUAAUGAUUAAGACCUCAUACUCUUUGUUUCUUUGAAAAUUAUGUAGAUCCAGACUGCUGUUAAAAGAAACUACAGAAUCUCGCGUAACGAUGACCUGGAAAUGGAAAUGGGACUUAUCAAUUGCAGAUGUGUUCUGGGUACAUGCCAAGAUGCUCUGAUGUAUUUAGAGGCUGACAUCUCUGAUCUGCAGGAUGGAGUAAAACGAACCCCCACUCAUAUUCUUAAGCAAGUGGCCAUCAUUAUUAGUUUACUCAUCGCAGCUGAUUUAACUGUUGGUUGUAAGUUCAAUUUGUUCCCUUGUAGACGUUUUUAAGACUUAGGACAUUCUAACCCUUCGUAAGCUUUUAAGGUACGGAGUAAGGUGCCAGAGGAUCAGGGGUUUUAUUAUUCAUUCAAAACAUAUUUACGCCUCUGAUUUGCUCAAAUCGUCGUGUUAUUUGUCAACGGAACAUUACAAUUUAAAAUAAAGGAUAGCUUGCAAUAUAAUACUAUUAUAACAUGUUGAAAUAAAAGCGGGAAAAAGUGAAGGUUAAAAGCAUAUGAACACAAAAAGCAUUGAAACGGUUAUUUAUGUGUGUUACCUUUUGGAAGACGAUUGCAAUAUCUGGGAACGAAAAGGCGUGAAUAUAUAUAUGCCAGAAAAAUGCAAAGCAACCGAGGAGACCUGGGGACCGAUGACAACUGCUAUUUCAAGAAUAUCUACAAGACUAAACACUUUUUAUACUUAUAUCCUGGAUUUGCUGAGGAACAGACAAUUGGAGACGGGCACUUAACAUUGAUCGAGGUUAAUAUGUUUUAGCUUAUUUUUCAUUAAGCAUGAAACAUUUUGAAUGAAUAAUAAAACAAUUAUUCCGUCAGGUCCAAAGUACAGAGUCUAUCAUUUGUGGCCUGGAAUAGGAUAAGGCCAGUAGCAUCUAAUUUAGAAUUUAGAGUACCUUUAGGUUGAAGACAAAUACCUUCAGUGUUCUUUUACAAAGUGAUAGGCGUAUAAGCUGCAACCGUCAAUAAGAAAAAUCCCACUUUCAGACCGCACAGAGUAUUUCAAUUUGAUAGUCUGAUGAGACUGUUUUUUUUUUCCCUCAUUGAAUCUAGCUCACUUGACAAUCUGCUCAAUGAUCGUCGCUGUUAUACUAUUCAUUUGCAAGCGAAAUGUCCAGGGUUACUUCCACGACAAGCUGUUGUUGGCCAAAUGCGAAGAUUUUCGGAAGAACGAGCUACGGGAGGCUGAGAAGUUGUACAAACAGCUGAAACGAGAUGUGGAGUUUAAAGUUUCCAUGCAGAAGAAAACACUGGCCGUGUUGGAUAUUGAGGUGUCGCUGUUUCAUCCCCAUUCUGAGUGA
Molecule: messenger RNA, 5554 nt
Organism: Porites lobata
Lineage: Eukaryota; Metazoa; Cnidaria; Anthozoa; Scleractinia; Poritidae
Source: the annotation of a GenBank genome assembly